This is a messenger RNA of Exaiptasia diaphana, 485 nucleotides long. RefSeq names its product myocyte-specific enhancer factor 2A. The annotation marks the transcript as partial. The record is from RefSeq and is a predicted model, not a curated record. The transcript is spliced from 2 exons. NCBI's taxonomy places the organism in Eukaryota, Metazoa, Cnidaria, Anthozoa, Actiniaria, Aiptasiidae.
CUAGGCCCACCCCAACAACAGACCAUGUCCGACUUAGUUGCAGCUGCUGAGAUGAACAAGARCAUUUCUUAUCAACGACAAACCAACUCUGUUGGAAGUGACCCKGGAUCAGGAUUUGCAACUCCAACCAUGCACGGAAGUGGACGAAAUUCURUCUCCCCAAACCCUACAGCCUCACAACCACCAAACAGACCGCAUCUAAAAGUUGUUAUUCCCACAUCAAGACCUUCAUCAGCAUCAAACAUACCAAGUCGCAGCUCAUCAGGAAAUCAAAAUUACGCAUCUAGUAACUACGCACUGUCUACACCUGUUAUCUCCUUAGCUACGCCUAGCAACCCAGGGGCUCCGCCUCCCUUUUCAUCCAUGCCAUCGGGGACGGUCGGUGACCUGCAGUUUCCGCCCUUACUGCCCCAACAGCAAGCACAAGCUUUUCUACAACAGCAAAUUAACCUUCAAAGCUUACAGGCAUUGAGUCUGCUUCAAGG